This is a messenger RNA of Cladocopium goreaui, 4122 nucleotides long. NCBI's taxonomy places the organism in Eukaryota, Dinophyceae, Suessiales, Symbiodiniaceae. The record is from the annotation of a GenBank genome assembly.
AUGAAAAAACCUGCCUCUAGAAAUGUGCGUGGGAGAAGUCCUGCUUGCUCGGUUUGUAAGAGUCUGGGGCACCGCAUCGAAAAAUGUCCUCACCCUGCUGCAAAAGAGAUCCUCAAGCUGCGCAAAGAAAAUUCUGUCUUGAAGAAACAAUCGAAGAGAAAGGUUUUGAGACAAGAAAAAAAAUGGCGAAAGGCUCCCAAGUUGGACAAGGAAUACCGAAAGAAAGCUUCUGCCUUAUACAAAGGCAAGCCUGCUGCAAGAUUGCCUUCACCAGCGGAGAUUCGUCGAAAACAGAAGCAUGCCUUGGAUGUGUCUUUGAACCUUCCCACCACAGAGAACACAGCAGCUUCGUGGCUCUUGGACCGCCAGUGGAUCCGUUCCCCGACCGUUUGCUCUGAAUGUGAUCGACAUGUAUUUUCCGACUUGGUGUGGUCGCAAGACAGACCUCCACACUGGAGAUGCAAGCACUGCGGAGUUCGGGUCAAGAUCUAUGACUUAAGCAUUUUUACAGGUCUUCGUGUCUCUCCCUGCGAAUUGGUCAAGCUCAUUGGUCUCUACGUUAGCUCCAAUCUGGCUCACUAUCCUUCUGUUCCAGACUUUGUGCAGGUCACAGCUGUGGAACAGCGUCCGGUCACUGAGACGUUGGCGCAAGUGGAAGCUUCCGGUUUUUUGGAUCGCAUCACUCGACGCAGUGUUGUCAAUGCUGAUGGCAACAAAGCCUGGAAGUCAGCAGCAGCAAGCCGUGGAAUCCCUUUCCAGAAUGUGAUCCACCAAGUCAAGAAUUUCACAUCGGAUUGCCCCAAAGUUUGGCCAGAAGUUUCCACUGUAGCAGGGACGCAGAUUGUUCAGAAGUUCAAGACCAUCAGAGAAUAUGCCGUUUAUGAACAUCCAGAUUCAGAUGCUGCAGGUUUGCAAGAGGCUCUCGAUGCAGAAACUGCACGUGCGAUGCAGGGUGAUGCCUCCAGCAUUCUUCAGCUUGCCAGAGAGAUCCAGACAUAUGCCCCAAGAUGCAUGGAGGUUGCCGAAGAUGCGUUCCUGCUGUGGCUCACUGCCAACAUGUGGCAGCCGAGCAGGCCUUACGGGCAGACCUUCCACGGUUGGCAGGAGAAGGCGGCUGCAGUUUUGUGGCAGAGUGACGACCUGUACGACCAGAACCUGUCGCAUGGCAGCAUCUUCAAUGUGUUCCAAACUGUUCACUCUUGUGCUCGGGAGAUGGCAAAGCUGGAAUCGCAGCGGCACUGGGCGUCAGCUUCGGAACAAAUCAUUCUUGCCAUGCGCAGAGUUGAGGAGCUGUUGAAACCAUUUUUGCUGCCGGACGAUGUGGCUUCAAGCUCAUUACCCACAACCCAGCCUCGUCAUCAAGGCCCUCACGUGCAAAGUGUCACAGAUGAAUCAUGGACACAAGGGCACCCAGAGGUUUCAGACCUUGCGGAGGUGAUUGUGGCAGGGGACUUGACAGCCAAAUUGACAGCCGAAUUGCAGCGACUGGAACAACAACUGCUGGAGCAGCGGCACGAACACGGAAACACACAUCACAAUGACAUUGCCGCAACACUGCAUGCAAUGGGCGAAGUGAGUCACGCUGCUGGAGAUAUUCCAGAAGCAAAGCAGCAUUUGGAGGAGUCCUUGCGAAUGAAGCGCUCCCUGCACGGUGAUCGGGAUCACCCUGGCAUUGCCGCAACACUGCAUGCGCUGGGCAGUGUGAGUCAAGCUGCUGGAGAUCUUCCGGAAGCAAGGCAGCAUUUGGAGGAGUCCUUGCGAGUGAAGCGCUCCCUGCUCGGUGAUCGGGAUCACCCUGAUAUUGCCGCAACACUGCAUGAGCUGGGCAGAGUAAGUCAAGCUGCUGGAGAUCUUCCGGAAGCAAAGCAGCAUUUGGAGGAGUCCUUGCGAGUGCAGCGCUCCCUGCACGGUGAUCUGGAUCACCCUGAUAUUGCCGCAACCCUCCAGGAGCUGGGAGGAGUGAGUCAAGCUGCUGGAGAUCUCCCAAAAGCAAAGCAGCAUUUGGGGGAGUCCUUGCGAAUGCAGCGCUCCCUGCACGGUGAUCGGGAUCACCCUGGCAUUGCCGCAACACUCAACGAUCUGGGCCGUGUGAGUCACGCUGCUGGAGAUCUUCCGGAAGCAAGGCAGCAUUUGGAGGAGUCCUUGCGAAUGAAGCGCUCCCUGCUCGAUGAUCGGGAUCACCCUGGCAUUGCCGUAACACUGCAUGCGCUGGGCGAAGUGAGUCAAGCUGCUGGAGAUCUUUCAGAAGCAAAGCAGCAUUUGGAGGAGUCCUUGCGAAUGAAGCGCUCCCUGCUCGAUGAUCGGGAUCACCCUGGCAUUGCCAGAACACUGCAUGCGCUGGGCGGAGUGAGUCAGGCUGCUGGAGAUCUUCCGGAAGCAAGGCAGCAUUUGGAGGAGUCCUUGCGAAUGCAGCGCUCCCUGUACGGUGAUCGGGAUCGCCCUGGCAUUGCCAUAACACUCCAUGAGCUGGGCAGAGUGAGUCAAGCUGCUGGAGAUCUUCCGGAAGCAAGGCAGCAUUUGGAGGAGUCCUUGCGAAUGCAGCGCUCCCUGUAUGGUGAUCGGGAUCACCCUGGCAUUGCCGUAACACUCUAUGAGCUGGGCGGAGUGAGUGAAGCUGCUGGAGAUCUUCCAGAAGCAGAGCAGCAUUUGAAAGAAGCUUUGCAAAUGAACCGCUCACUGCACGGUGAUCGGGAUCACCCUGGCAUUGCCGCAGCACUGCAUGCGCUCAGUAGAGUGAGUGAAGCUGCUGGAGAUCUUCUGGAAGCAAAGCAGCAUUUGGAGGAGUCCUUGCGAAUGCAGCGCUCCCUGUACGGUAAUCAGGAUCACCCUGGUAUUGCCGCAACACUCUAUGAGCUGGGCGGAGUGAGUGAAGCUGCUGGAGAUCUUCCAGAAGCAGAGCAGCAUUUGAAAGAAGCUUUGCAAAUGAACCGCUCACUGCACGGUGAUCGGGAUCACCCUGGCAUUGCCGCAGCACUGCAUGCGCUCAGUAGAGUGAGUGAAGCUGCUGGAGAUCUUCUGGAAGCAAAGCAGCAUUUGGAGGAGUCCUUGCGAAUGCAGCGCUCCCUGUACGGUAAUCAGGAUCACCCUGGUAUUGCCGCAACACUGCAUCAGCUGGGCAGAGUGAGUCAAGCUGCUGAUCUUUGCUGUUACUGUAGCCUCCUUUGCGGAGCCAAAGGAGGAGAAGUGCUCGGUAGGCAUUGCAUGGCCGAGCUGGCUUCGAGCCACCUGUCUGUCCUUCUGACCUCGCCAAAAGUGCCAGGGGAGUGGUCUGGAGGCUGCACAGCUACAGGCUGCUGGGAGGGGACGAUCCUUCCAAUACUUUACAAGCAGCUCACUCCCAGCAAGCGAGAGUAUUUGUUGAUCGAAAAUUUGCCCCAAGCAGUGUGCUCAGUUCUUUUUUUGCUGGCUGAAGGCGGUUCAUUCUUCGUUGGUGUUUUGAAUCUCCUGGUGCCUGGGGUGCAGAUUCUCUUGACUUGUUUUUGUUUUGAGCCGGUGCUGUCUGCUGCUGCGCCAGCACUGGGCAAAAAGCUGAACCGAGCGAUGCGCAACGGUGAUAUGGUCGCUGCUGCCUUUUUGGAGGAGUCCUUGCGAAUGAAGCGCUCGGUGCACCGUGAUCGGGAUCACCCUAGUAUUGCCGCAACACUGCAUGAGCUGGGCAGAGUGAGUCAAGCUGCUGGAGAUCUUCCCGAAGCAAAGCAGCAUCUGGAGAAGUCUUUGCGAAUGCAGCACUCCCUGCACGGUGAUCGGGAUCACCCUGAUAUUGCCGCAACACUGCAUGCGCUGGGCGGAGUGAGUGAAGCUGCUGGAGAUCUUCCAAAAGCAAAGCAGCAUUUGGAGGAGUCCUUGCGAAUGCAGCGCUCCCUGUACGGUGAUCGGGAUCACCCUGGCAUUGCCAUAACACUCCAUCAGCUGGGCAGAGUGAGUCAAGCUGCUGGAGAUCUUCCGGAAGCAAGGCAGCAUUUGGAGGAGUCCUUGCGAAUGCAGCGCUCCCUGUACGGUGAUCGGGAUCACCCUGAUAUUGCCGCAACACUCCAUGAGCUGGGCAGAGUGAGUUUGGGAAUGAUGUUCCGCCUGGAUCUGGCCUCCCGCCUUGAUCAAGAUGUUCCUUGCCAGACGCAAUGA